GUAGUUCCCAGGCAUUUCGACCCACACGGGUGUCUCGUCCAUGUUGGCUAUUGCACUUAAAGGGUAAUCACACUGCCUUCUCAAUCUGUUGACGUAUCUCAGGAAGGAAACGAUCUUGUCAUCAAUCUCACUAACUGGUUUUUGGGCUGUAUGAGUGGCCCUUCUAAACGACAGUCUGUUUCUCAACAUAAACUUUCGGAGCCAGGAACAUGAAGCUUUAAAUUGUUGAUUUCCUAUCAAUUCAGAAAGAACUCGUAACUAACUAGGGCUACGACAGGCGGGAAAAUAUGACCUAGGGAAACGCAAAACAACAAAGAGAGUCACAUAAAAAAAUGAUAAUUAUCAUUAUGUUUGAAGUCGCAUGACCAAUGGCUUAAUCUUUACGACUGUAACUCUACCUCUACCUCCGCCUUGUCUUCUCCUUUUUAUUUCCUUCACUAACUGAUCUUCUAUAUCCAACCAUUGUAGUUUUCUUCCACCCCCUGCUAAUCGUUUUGUUGUCAUGCCUCUUGUUUCACCUGCCAUUUUCAAUUGAUCCUCUUCUUUCCUCCAUUCGAUAACUCGUUUUCUGUCAAUCAUAAACUCCUUUGUUGCCGCACUGUUGUUUUGGCAUUUGGCAUAUUGGACAACUUUAAAUUUCAUGCUGUAGCUUGCAUGUCUUCUCUUAUGCCUCUCCAUUGUUGUUCCGUUAACUGCCAACGAACCAAGCUUAUUUUAAAUUUUCUUUGUUCUGUAAUGACUACCUACCUAUUUCAAAUUGGAAUGAUUGACAUAAAUGACUUACCUAUUGGUUGUAAUUGCCUUAGAUCCACCCCUAACGCGAUCAGAUUGGUGGUUUGUGUACCUGCGCAAACAAGAUGCGCAAUGCACUUCACACAGAAAAUGGCUAGCGAACACGAAAAAACAUUCCAUUUCGAGUCCACAAUUAGGGGAUAUCAUGAGUAUAAAGAUACAUGUGACAUUAAGAUUGGAGAGAGUGUAUACUGCUGCAUCGAUGAAGAUAAUGCAUAUGACAAAAAUGCAACAUUUGUGAAGAAAAAUGAUAAAAUUGUAGGACAUGUUCCAAGAGAGAACGCCAACAUUUUUAAGUUCUUUUUGAAACGAGGAGGGACAAUAUCAGGAAAGAUCGUUGGAAAGAGGCUGAAUAAAGGCAAGGGAUUAGAAAUACCUGUUGUAUAUGUAUUGAAGGGACGUGCUGCUGAUAUAAAUAAAUUGGAAUCGCUUCUGAAAUCGACACAAUAAACCGGUAGGUGAAAAUACUCUAUUAUCGCCCACAAUGUUUUUUUUAUUAGAGCUUCGUCAGAUCUCAAUAUUAUCUGGACAGGACUUUCUAACCUGGGACAAAAAGUCGGGUGUGCAUUUUUUAGAGAGUGUGCGUUUAAUAGAGAUAAUACGGUAUGCUAUUUGUAUCCAUGUUUUGUAUAUUCUUAGCAUCUAUGAUGCUAUUUGUGUCCGUGUUUUUUUGUAUAUUCUGAACAUCUAUUGUGUUAUUUAUGUCCAUGUU
Molecule: messenger RNA, 1504 nt
Organism: Owenia fusiformis
Lineage: Eukaryota; Metazoa; Annelida; Polychaeta; Sabellida; Oweniidae
Source: the annotation of a GenBank genome assembly